GGACUGGAUGGAAGUCUCCAAACUGCAACCUUUUCAAAUUUGCCUUCCUUGUUUGAUUCCCAGUGGCAUAAGAUCAUGAUUGGUGUGGAAAGGAGAAGUGCCACUCUUUUUAUUGAUUGCAACAGGAUUGAAUCCUUACCUAUAAAGCCAAGAGGCCAAAUUGAUGUUGAUGGUUUUGCUGUGCUGGGAAAACUUGUGGAUAAUCCUCAAGGUUCUGUUCCGUUUGAACUUCAGUGGAUGCUGAUCCAUUGUGACCCACUACGUCCGAGGAGAGAAACCUGCCAUGAACUGCCAGCCAGGAUAACUGUCAUUGAAACCACCGACCAGAGAGGUCCCCCGGGCCAACAGGGUCCCCCUGGGCCACCGGGCCCCCCUGGAGUUCCGGGCAUCGAUGGCAUCGAUGGUGAUCGAGGUCCAAAGGGUCCCCCGGGCCCCCCGGGUCCUGCUGGAGAACCGGGCAAGCCAGGAGCUCCAGGCAAGCCAGGCACUCCGGGCGCCGACGGGUUAGCAGGACCUGAUGGCCCCCCUGGCUCUGUUGGACCAAGAGGACAAAGAGGAGAACCUGGUGUUCCGGGAUCUCGUGGAUUUCCUGGCCGUGGUAUUCCUGGGCCCCCUGGUCCUCCUGGGGCAGCAGGACUCCCUGGAGAGCUUGGUCGUGUUGGACCAGUUGGUGACCCUGGGAAAAGAGGACCGCCUGGCCCCCCUGGCCCCCCAGGACCCAGUGGAACAAUUGGCUUUCAUGAUGGAGAUCCACUGUGUCCCAAUUCCUGUCCUCCAGGUCGCUCAGGAUAUCCAGGCUUACCAGGCAUGAGGGGUCAUAAAGGGGCUAAAGGAGAAAUUGGUGAACCGGGAAGACAAGGUCACAAGGGUGAAGAAGGUGACCAGGGGGAACAGGGAGAAGUUGGAGCUCAAGGACCUCCAGGAGCUCAAGGAUUAAGAGGCAUCACUGGCAUAGUUGGGGCCAAAGGGGAAAAAGGUGCUAGGGGCUUUGACGGAGAACCUGGGCCCCAAGGUCUUCCUGGUGCACCUGGUGAUCAAGGACAGCGAGGACCUCCAGGAGAAAUAGGUCCCAAGGGAGAGAGAGGACCUCAGGGUUCAAGAGGAAUUCCUGGUGUUCCUGGGUCCAAAGGAGACACGGGCCUGCCAGGUGUGGAUGGCCGUGACGGGAUACCUGGAAUGCCCGGAACGAAGGGUGAACCAGGGAAACCUGGGCCUCCUGGUGAUGCAGGAUUGCAAGGGUUACCUGGUGUGCCUGGGAUCCCCGGCGCAAAGGGUGUUGCUGGUGAAAAGGGUAACACAGGUGCUCCAGGAAAGCCUGGCCAGUUGGGGAAUUCAGGCAAACCGGGCCAACAGGGGCCUCCAGGAGAGGUGGGACCCCGCGGACCUCGGGGACUUCCCGGCAGUAGAGGUGAAAUAGGACCCGUGGGACCCCCAGGACCACCAGGCAAACUGGGUUCUCUGGGCAAUCCUGGCCUCCCUGGCUUGCCUGGCCCUCCUGGACUUCCUGGAAUGAAAGGUGACAGGGGAGCAGUCGGUGAACCUGGUCCAAAGGGUGAACAGGGUUCCUCUGGUGAAGAAGGUGAAGCAGGAGAAAGGGGUGAACUUGGAGAUAUAGGAUUACCUGGGCCAAAGGGAUCUGUGGGUAACCCUGGGGAACCUGGCUUGAGGGGGCCUGAAGGCAGUCGGGGGCUUCCCGGAGUGGAAGGCCCGCGAGGACCACCUGGACCGCGAGGCGUGCAGGGAGAGCAGGGUGCCACCGGCUUGCCUGGCAUCCAGGGCCCUCCAGGUAGAGCACCAACAGAUCAGCACAUUAAGCAGGUUUGCAUGAGAGUCAUGCAAGAGCAUCUUGCUGAGAUGGCUGCUAGUCUCAAGCGGCCUGACUCUGGAGCCUCUGGUCUCCCUGGGAGGCCUGGACCCCCGGGUCCCCCAGGGCCUCCUGGAGAGAAUGGUUUCCCAGGCCAGAUGGGACUUCGUGGCCUCCCAGGCAUUAAAGGCCCUCCUGGUGCUCUUGGUUUGAGGGGGCCUAAAGGUGACUUGGGAGAAAGGGGGGAACGUGGCCCUCCAGGAAGAGGUCCUAAAGGUUUGCCUGGAGCUACAGGUCUGCCAGGUGAACCAGGUCCUGCCAGCUAUGGGAGGAACGGCCGGGAUGGUGAGCGAGGCCCCCCAGGGGUAGCAGGAAUUCCUGGCGUACCUGGCCCCCCAGGACCUCCUGGGCCUCCUGGUUUUUGUGAGCCAGCCUCCUGCACCAUGCAGGCUGGUCAACGAGCAUUUAGCAAAGGGCCUAAUCAGUGAAAAGCUUAGUGCUGCAUGGCUGUCUGCAUAAAGCAUGCCUGGCAACGGAGCUUGGAGGGGAAACACCACCGAAGCUGAGGCAAAAGACAACAGUGCAUUACCUUCAAUGUUAUUACAUAAGUCUUAUUUGACAGUUAGAUUUAAAACAAUGGUGCUAUUCAAUAAAUCCUUUCUUUUUUCUUGGAGAGGAGACAACAGAGCCAUCAGAUACAAAAAGAAAUCAGAAAACUCAAAACCCUCAUUUUAAAUAAAUUUAUAAUCCCAUUCCCAGGACCUUGAAUUUUAGUGUGCUAUACGUAUGUGAUGUGUGGUGGGCCACUGUGCCAAUAAACAAAAACAACUGUUUGGUUUACCUCA
Molecule: messenger RNA, 2649 nt
Organism: Suricata suricatta (meerkat)
Lineage: Eukaryota; Metazoa; Chordata; Mammalia; Carnivora; Herpestidae
Gene: COL9A1
Product: collagen type IX alpha 1 chain
Exons: 34
Coding region: 76-2292 (738 amino acids)
Source: RefSeq, a predicted model, not a curated record